Molecule: messenger RNA, 627 nt
Organism: Geosmithia morbida
Lineage: Eukaryota; Fungi; Ascomycota; Sordariomycetes; Hypocreales; Bionectriaceae
Exons: 1
Coding region: 1-627 (208 amino acids)
Source: RefSeq, a predicted model, not a curated record
AUGACGCUGACGGGCUUCGGCUACACGUUGAUGGCCAAGGCCACCCAGGGGCACAAGUCGGAGCUGCUCGGCCACGAGUUGCGGACGUACCGGGACCUUACGGACCAGCAGGGCGUGCGCAUACCCGUGUGCCUCGGGGUGAUGCGGCUGGAGAGACCGUACGUCGAGAGCUGGAUCGACGAGGCCGGCAUGCCGCGGUGCGUGGCCCUGACGGACAUGAUGCUCAUGUCGUACGUCGGGCGCGACAUCCGGAGCCCCCGCAUCCGCGCCGGCCUGCGGCAGCGCGGCAACGAUGUCGAGGGCAGGGCCUACAUCACGCAGAUGGAGCUCUGGCACCUUGGGCUCGACAGCACAGGGUACAACAACCUCACCUGGUGCGAGGAGCUGGGCCGCGUCAUGAGGGUCGACUUCGACCACGCCCACGUCGAUGCGGUCAAGCGCUGCAUCACCUGCAGGUCUGACCGGCUGAACCACAGGCGCCCGCAUCCCAUCACCGGCAAAUUGGCGAGCCGGCUCCCAUUUGCAAAGCUGGGGUGGGACGACUGUACGUGGGGGCGCAGCCCGUUUGCCCAGGUCCGCGACGUACGGCCGUCCGAUAUGGCAAUCGAGGCCCUCUUUCUCGCCUAG